This is a messenger RNA of Magnolia sinica, 991 nucleotides long. RefSeq lists its product as uncharacterized. NCBI's taxonomy places the organism in Eukaryota, Viridiplantae, Streptophyta, Magnoliopsida, Magnoliales, Magnoliaceae. Bases 144 to 809 code for a protein of 221 amino acids. The record is from RefSeq and is a predicted model, not a curated record. The transcript has a single exon.
UUCCACAACAAAUGUCAACGGUUUUCUAAAAACCCACUUUCCAGAAACUCACGCGCUUUUUCUCGUUCCCAUCGCGUAUAAAACCCGCUGGAACCGCUUUCCAACCAUAACCUUCUCAUUUCCAUAGUUGCAACUCAAAAGAUAUGAAGACGACUUGGUGCGCAGAAACGGCUUCCAAGGCCUACAUCGACACCGUUAAAGCCGUAAAACCAGGCGGUUUUCCAUCCGUGGCUAGCGGUUUCGAAGAUUCCAACGUGGCAGAGCUGGUUUCCGCCAUGGCUGCUGGUUUCAAGGCUCAGCUCAUCGUCGAGGCGUGGACACGUGGCGGGGACUUAUCCACCAGCAUCGCCCUCUCUAUCGCUAGCAGGCACACAAAGGGGAGGCACGUGUGCGUCGUUCCAGACGAACGGUCGCGAUUGGAGUACCGGGAUGCCACGCGUCUGGCCGGCGUAUCGCCAGAUUUCAUUGUUGGAGAGGCCGAGGAAGUGAUGUGUGGGCUGCCGGGCGUAGAUUUCGUGGUGGUGGAUUGCCGGCGCAAGGACUUCGCUAAAGUAUUGAGGUUUGCUAAAAUGAGCGUGAGGGGUGGGGUUCUGGUUUGCAAGAACGCUCACCCGAGGAGCGUUCCCGGUUUCCGGUGGCGUGGCAUACUAGGGAGCGGGACACGUGUCGUUCGAUCGGCUUUUCUUCCGUUCGGGAAAGGGAUGGAGAUCGCUCAGGUGGCUUCGGGGGUUUCCGGUUCGGGAAACAAGAGCCGUUGGAUUAAGCAUAUCGAUCAGCACACCGGAGAGGAACACGUGUUCCGAAGAUGAUUUUGUAGCGAUUUUUUUUAGUUCCUCUGAGGGUGCGUUUGGCUAUACCAAAUAUCAUGAUUUCAUGAUAUUUGUUACAACCAAACGCACCCUUAUUAUCUUCCGUCUCUCUCCUUUUUUGUACAACUAAAAAUGUUUAUAUAUGAAAAGAGAAUAAAUGACUUUUGUUGUUAUCGUUCAAA